CUUCUUCCUCCUCCUCCUCUGUAGAGAGAGAAACUGCCAUUGACUCGGCAUCGCUGGAGAGAGAGAGAGGGAGGGAGGGAGGGAGAGAUGGUGGACGACAUUACGGCGGGCGUGGACGGGGCCGCCGCGAAGCCGGCGGCGGGCGGCGGGGCGCCGGAGAGGGAGAAGCAAAUGCAGGCGAUGGCGGGCGUGGUGGUGGUGGUGGUCGACGGGGGGGAAGGGUGCUCGGCUCCGGCGGCCGCGGCGGCGAAGAAGAAGAAGGCGAGGGAGGGAGUGGUGGUGGAGUGCAGGAUAUGCCAGGAGGAGGACGAAGUCCAGGCCAUGGAGUCUCCUUGUGCCUGCAAUGGCACUCUCAAGUUUGCCCACAGAAAGUGCAUUCAAAGGUGGUGCAACAAAAAAGGUGACAUUAACUGUGAGAUUUGCAACCAGGUUUUUUCUCCAAAUUAUUCUUUGCCACCUGCCACCAUCAGUCCCGAUCUUGUGGCCAUUGAUGUCAGGCGAGCAUGGGGCCCACAUAUCAAUCUCCGUGAUUCUCAUCUUAUAGCGCUAGCUGCUGCUGAAAGGCAAUUUCUGCGAUCUGACUAUGAAGAGUAUGCUGUUGAAAAUAGUAGCAGCAUUGCCUGCCUCCGAACUGUGGCUCUUGUUUUGUUGAUAAUUCUACUUCUACGCCAAGCUCUCAUGAUUACACGAGAAACUGGAAUGGUGCAAGAAUCAUCAAUGUUUUUUGAUUUUCAGGUUUCAGUUCUUCAGUUUGCUGGUUUUCUCUUGCCAUGCUACGUAAUGGCCAGAUCUUGGUACAUACAAAGCCGUAGGAGACAGGUUUAAGGGAACUAUUUGGCAAAAUCAUGGAUAGCUGUUUGUCUAUUUGUGCCUGAAGAGGGUUUGCUGCUUAUGGAUCUGACUUUCCGGAGUACUUGAUGUGGGGAACUGCAUUUCAACUUAAGGUGUAGUUGUAGUCUUUCCAGUCUUACUCUGACCUUGGCCAAAAAUAGAAAAAAAAAACCAUAAAAAUGGAAGGAAAACGACGAGUACGAGUCAAAGAAAUGACAUGGAAAAGGAGAGAAAUUGACUGAUUAAUGUAAUGUGAGGGGAAUAUGAGAGACAAAUUGAUGUAAAUGCGUGUUGAUGGUUUUUCUUUUAUUUCCGUAAGUUCCAAUUGAUCACAAAUCGACCGAUGUGGUUGUUCUGUAUCAGCCUUUCUAUGGCUGGUGAUCUCACUGUGGACCCUGAUAUUUAAGAAUGAAAAAUGUAAAUAACUUCUAUAUUAAUGAAUUGCUUGAGUAGGCAUCUUCGCUUGCUGGAGCUUUAUAAA
Messenger RNA from Syzygium oleosum, 1312 nucleotides. RefSeq lists its product as uncharacterized. The transcript has 7 exons. The record is from RefSeq and is a predicted model, not a curated record. Gene Ontology annotation, cellular component: membrane. The coding region runs from base 88 to 825 and encodes 245 amino acids. Gene Ontology annotation, biological process: protein ubiquitination. Lineage: Eukaryota; Viridiplantae; Streptophyta; Magnoliopsida; Myrtales; Myrtaceae. Gene Ontology annotation, molecular function: zinc ion binding; ubiquitin-protein transferase activity.